Homalodisca vitripennis (glassy-winged sharpshooter) is the source of this 1904-nucleotide messenger RNA. RefSeq names its product RB1-inducible coiled-coil protein 1-like. Gene Ontology annotation, molecular function: molecular adaptor activity; protein kinase binding. The coding region runs from base 35 to 1048 and encodes 337 amino acids. Gene Ontology annotation, cellular component: phagophore assembly site membrane; Atg1/ULK1 kinase complex; extrinsic component of membrane. Lineage: Eukaryota; Metazoa; Arthropoda; Insecta; Hemiptera; Cicadellidae. The transcript is spliced from 6 exons. Gene Ontology annotation, biological process: reticulophagy; autophagy of mitochondrion; positive regulation of protein phosphorylation. The record is from RefSeq and is a predicted model, not a curated record.
GUUUCUCUACCUGGUGUGAUAGUGUGCCAGAAGGAUGAACGUGUUUGAUUCCGAUUCGGGGGUCAUGAUGAAAUUUGACAACAGCCUGGACUUGGUUUCCGAACUCCAGGAACACAUUGAGCAGGUGCUGAAGAUUCCUGUUGCGAGUCAAGUUUUGCUCGUUGGUGGGGGGACAGCACUGUCUCCGAGCCAACGAGUGAGUGCUUACUCUGCUGGCAGUGAUACCAACCCAAUAUUUCUGUACAAUAAACAGUACUAUGUCUAUCCCAGCAAUACAGCUCCAUUUAAACUGACUGUCGUUGACUCUGGCCCAGAAUUGAUGGACUUGCAUGCGGAAAUGGAUGAAAGCCUGGUCCUGGAGGACACGACAGACAGUAUUUUCUUCCGUUCUUAUUUGGCCUCCAGCUUCUAUGAAAUGGCAGAAAAAUCUAUGCAAGCCUGCAAGCGUCUGAUUGAUGAGCAACAUCUUCAGCACCAGGGCUUUAAGGCUAUGAUCGACAACAUUCAAAAUAAAGUAUCAACUGCUAACUCCUCUGCCGUGACGUUUCUGAGCAUGCUCCAGGAGUUCUUGGAAAACAAGUCACACUAUUUACAACUGACAGACAGUUUACAAGACGUGGCAGCUACGUUGGCCACCAUCCCUCUGCUGCCGAGCUUAGUGGAGCAAGUACCUCAGGACCCUAUGACCUCCAUCGCCAGCUGCAAGGACAUUGAGGGGCAGCGGGACAACAUGUCACUACUUGACUGGCUGCAGCCGUAUAUUUCCAGUGACAGCGUCCACCAACUCUCGCAGACCUGCACCAAGGGGUUGCAACAGUACAAUGAAGAGAUGGUGUCCAACAUACAAACCCUGCUCACAAAUUUGGAGACCAACUUUGGAAACAAAGCUAUGAGAUCAAUCGGAGGUAUUUCAGCGAGAUUCUCUGGCCUAGAGAAACUGUUAAAUGACGUCGAUCAGAUUGUGCAAGAACAGGAGGACUUGACAGAUGUGAGUUCGUGUCGAAGUAAUGUAGACUGGAAAUUUGAAAAUAAACAAAGUAGCAAAUAAAAAUAAAUAUUGUGAAAUUAUGAGAAUCUACUUUUAUUAGAAUAAGCAGUACCAUAUUUGUACAUGAAUAUUAACAUAGAGGAGUUAAAAAAGGGUAAGGAUAUGAUUAAAUGGAUGGCAAUUAAAAGUUUCUACGACAAUAAUAUCAAUGCUACUUCAUAUAGCUUUUCUCUAGCCGUAUUUUUAAUGUUUUUAACCAUAACUCUGAGAUGAUUUAUGUUACGUCAGUUUAAGUUUGCAUGCUUAUAUGUUGUAUUAGGAUGUAGGCAUUUUACAAUGUUUACAGCACAAUUUUAAAUUAUUAAGACACAUAACAGAUAGCUUGUAAAAAGACUAUAAGUUUAUAAAGGUGUUAUAAACAGACGUUUUUGAAAAAAAAGCAAUACAAUUUGAAUGUGCCGCUGUGUUUACAGGCUGUCUAUCACUACUCACCAUCGCCCAUCACUGAUGAUGAUAGUUCUACACAGGUGAACCUCUGGGACAGCCAUCACUUGAUUAUGAUGCAGACAAAUAACAAGAAAAUCAGGGACAUCAAGCGGAACAUAGGACGUGCAAAGGAGGAGCUUAUCCAGUGUAUAUAUGGUCGCUGGAAGUGAGUAUUGCUAACUUUGAAUAGUGUGAAGCAAGCGUUUAACACGCAAAAGCCUGCUGUGGGUAGUCUGUAUUGUUCAGGAUUUCAAUAUUUUUACCCAUGAAUGAUAACAAAAUGGUAUCUUCAGUGACUUUGACAUCUGUUGAUCCCCUGCUUGCUUUGUUUAACAGUGUUUUUGUUUGUUGCUCAUGAUAAUACUCGCACAGUUGUCUGGCUUAGUUUCAUCUAAACUGUUCUGUUGGUAGUUAUACUUUACAUUUUCGU